CCGCCUCUCUGCGUCUUCUUAAGGGGAGAACAGAAGCCAUGCACAAAACCCUAACCUAAUCAAGAUAUCGAGCACACGCUCACACACACAGUUACCCAAACCAUCAUUCUAUUCUUUCUCCGGCUUCUCGAUCAUCUCCGAUAAGAAACUUUGAUCCCACAGUUUUGUUUUCAGCUUGUUUCAAUUCUGAUCGUGGUGGUUGCUACAUGGCAGCGGCGGAAGUCGCCCAUCGUCCAGCGGGGCAUGAAGUAAAAGGGAAAGGGCGAGCCAACAGGCAUGUUGGUGACCACGGAAAAGGAGUAGAUCUCAAGAAUGCUGUUGUUGGUAAAGUGCGAUUGCGAUUUGCACCAGAACCCAGUGGUUACCUUCACCUAGGACAUGCGAAAGCGGGACUGUUGAACCAGCAGCGUGCUCAAGAGUUCAAAGGGAAGCUGAUUGUGCGCUUUGACGAUACUAAUCCUGCUAAGGAGAGCAAUGACUUUGUGGUAAAUAUACUGAAGGACAUAGAAACUUUGGGUAUCAAGUAUGAUGAAGUAACUUACACUUCUGAUUACUUCCCGAAACUAAUGAAAAUGGCUGAGGAGUUGAUUAUUCAAGGGAAGGCUUAUGUUGAUGAUACACCGCGUGAGCAAAUGCAAAAAGAGAGAAUGGAUGGCAUUGAGUCGAGGUGUAGGAAUAACAGCACAGAGGAGAACGUGAAAUUGUGGAAGGAAAUGAGUGCUGGAUCUGAAAGGGGAUUGCAGUGUUGCCUACGCGGUAAGUUGGGUAUGCAGCACCGAAACAAGUCGCUGCGGGAUCCGGUGUAUUACCGCUGCAAUCCAAUUCCUCACCACCGUGUUGGCUCAAGUUAUAAGAUAUAUCCGACUUAUGAUUUUGCAUGUCCGGUUGUGGAUGCGUUGGAGGGGGUAACGCAUGCAUUGCGAUCUAGUGAGUAUCAUGACCGCAAUGCUCAGUAUCAUAGGAUUCAGGAAGAUAUGGGACUUGAAAAGGUCGAAAUACACGAGUUCAGUAGAUUGAACUUGGUUUAUACCCUACUGAGCAAGCGAAAGCUUGCUUGGUUCGUUAAGAAUCGAAGGGUCGAAGGAUGGGAUGAUCCCCGCUUCCCAACGGUACAAGGAGUUGUGCGGAGAGGUCUGACCAUCGAGGCGCUGAAAGAAUUCGUUGAUGAACAAGGAGCUUCAAAGAAUCUGAAUCUCAUGGAAUGGGAUAAACUCUGGACGGUUAAUAAGAAAAAAAUCGAUCAUGUUUGUCCCAGACAUACCGCUGUGAUCGAAGGAGGAAGGGUCAUGUUAACCCUAACUGAUGGGCCAGAGAAACCAUUUGUCCGCAUCAUACCCAGGCAUAAGAUGUCCGAAGGUGCUGGACAAAAGGCUACGACAUACGCAAGGCAAAUAUGGAUUGACUCUGUCGAUGCCAAAUCCAUCUCAAUUGAUGAGGAAAUAACUUUAAUGGACUGGGGCAACGCGAUAGUGAAAGAAAUCGUGAAGGAUGAGAAUGAUUGUAUUGUGCAGUUAACUGGGGUUUUGCAUCUUGAAGGAUCUGUCAGGACCACAAAGUUGAAGCUUACUUGGUUACCUGAAACGAGUGAGCUGGUGAAUCUCUCUUUGGUGGAGUUUGACUAUCUAAUUACCAAAAAAAAGGUCGAUGAAGGCGAGGAUUUUCUUGACGUGCUCAACGAAAAUACGAAAAAGGAGAUUGCAGCGCUGGGGGAUUCGAACAUGCGGAACUUGCAGCGUGGAGAUGUACUGCAGCUGGAGAGAAAAGGCUAUUUUAGAUGUGAUGUGCCCUUCGUUAGGCCUUCUAAUCCCAUUGUUCUCUUUGCUAUUCCAGAUGGUAGGCAACGGACGGUAUUGAAGUCAUGAUG
This is a messenger RNA of Rhododendron vialii, 1864 nucleotides long. Its product is annotated as glutamate--tRNA ligase, cytoplasmic-like. The record is from RefSeq and is a predicted model, not a curated record. Gene Ontology annotation, biological process: translation; glutamyl-tRNA aminoacylation. Gene Ontology annotation, molecular function: glutamate-tRNA ligase activity; ATP binding. Gene Ontology annotation, cellular component: cytosol; cytoplasm; methionyl glutamyl tRNA synthetase complex. Lineage: Eukaryota; Viridiplantae; Streptophyta; Magnoliopsida; Ericales; Ericaceae. The coding region runs from base 207 to 1862 and encodes 551 amino acids. The transcript is spliced from 4 exons.